Messenger RNA from Eremomyces bilateralis CBS 781.70, 1989 nucleotides. Its product is annotated as mitochondrial carrier. NCBI's taxonomy places the organism in Eukaryota, Fungi, Ascomycota, Dothideomycetes, Eremomycetales, Eremomycetaceae. Gene Ontology annotation, biological process: mitochondrial transmembrane transport. The record is from RefSeq and is a predicted model, not a curated record. Bases 197 to 1549 code for a protein of 450 amino acids. The transcript has 2 exons.
AGAGGCCUGGAAUCGGGGGGGAAUAAUAAUUCGUGGAGGCGUGAACUGACUCCCACUUUCAUAUGAAUAUUUCUUCAUUGCCAUUCAACACUUCCAUCGCUGCCAAACAUGAGAACUUCAUAUUAUCAUUCCAGGUGAUAGACCACCUGUCUGCAAUCCACACACUCGUUCAUUCUUGGAGCUAAUCGCGGCUUUGAUGGAUUCCACUCGAGAGGCAAACACAACCGGCAGCCAAAGCCAUGAUAGAAUAGAUUUCCCUGCUAGCGACCCUCUCGACAAUGGCUCCGCGGGUGCAGACGAUUCUGAGGAUGAGGUCCAAACUACCCUAUCGCAGAAGAUGGUCUCCGCCCUCUCUGGAAGCAUCCUCACAUCCCUCCUCGUCACUCCUUUAGACGUCGUUCGCGUCCGCCUACAAUCACAACCGACCCCCUCACGACCUACCCGCCCUCCCCGAACCUUCGCAUCCUCCAAUGCCUUCCAUAACCUCCCCUCAAACAUCGGCAUAUCCGCCUGCUGUCGAGAGGUCUUCUGGGUCAACAACAACGCCCCAUACUGCGUCGCGGGAUCGAACAUGGCACUUCUAAACACCCCCGCCGCCAUCCCUCGAUUGCCCGCGAACUGUGCCGCCGAAGAAAUCCAGCGAAAGACCAUCACCUCCACAUUGGACGGCCUGCGCAAGAUCGCCCGGAACGAGGGGCCGAGAACCUUAUGGCGAGGGUUAACCCCCACCCUCAUCAUGGCCGUCCCGGCCAAUGUCAUCUAUUUUUCAGGCUACGACUGGUUGCGGUACAAUCGAAAGUCCCCGGUCCGGCGGGUGGGAGUGAGCGACCAAUACGCACCCUUAGUCGCCGGCAGCUCGGCUCGCGUUCUAGCAGCGAUGGCCGUCAGUCCGAUCGAGAUGUUUCGGACACGAAUGCAGGCUUCUCAUUCAUCGAACUCCGCGACAGGCGUGGUCAAGGAGACCUUCCAAGGCCUGAAAGAAAUGGUCGCCGUCCAAGGCCCCUUCAGCCUCUGGCGCGGCCUCACCCUCACCCUCUGGCGGGACGCGCCCUUCUCCGCGCUUUACUGGUGGGGCUACGAAGCCGGCCGCAACAUCCUGACUGACAUGCGGACACGCCGGUCGGGGGUACCCCCCCCCACGAAAGCGACCAGCCCCGAGGCGUUCGCACGGCGGCGACAUAAUAUGAACAAGGAGAACCACACGAACACGCUGAUCGACAGCUUCCUCGCGGGCGCGGCGUCCGGCGGGGUCGCGUCGAUUGUCACCCAGCCGUUCGACGUGGGGAAGACGCGGCAGCAGGUGUUCCAGCACGCGGUGGGCGGGGAGGGGGCGGCGGGCACGCGGCGGGCGCUGGUGCCCGAAGAGCAGUCGAUGCCACGGUUUCUGCUGCAUAUCUUCCGGGAGCAGGGGAUGGCGGGGCUGUUUAAGGGGUGGGCGGCGCGGUGCUUGAAGGUGGCGCCGGCGUGUGCGAUCAUGAUUAGCACGUAUGAGAUUGGGAAGAAGAUGGCGACGGAGAUGAACGAGAGGAAGGAGGGGAAUGGGGUGUGAUUAGGUGCUGGUUCGGGAUAAGGCGUUGGUCGAAAGCGUACAUGCAUUCUGGGAAGGUCUCUCUACACAGCGUCUAAGUGUUUGGACUGUUCAUGUUAAUAGAAAGUGGGGUACAAUGAGAAAAUAUGUGUAAUUGACGAAACCAUGGAGUGGUCUCGAUGGGCAUUAGCUGAUUCCCUGUCUAUCUGUUUGUUUUGUGGAUCUGUAAUCAUCCACUGGAUGGCGGAUUUCCUGUCCAGCAUCACAAUCAGGGUGCUAUGAGUUUUAUGUUAGGCCGGCCAAUGUAUCUGUCGAUGUUCUCUACGUGACAGGAUUAGAUCUAACAUGGGGGCCGGUACAACAUCUACACUGUUGUGGACUCGCCUAGAUUAAGGAAUGCUCUUCACCUAAGACCUGAACAUAGGCCACAUGAGAGUAUCAAUAAUAAUUACUAUUCGAGC